AUGACCAUUCUAUUACCGGACAUUCUUCAUGAAGUGUUUUUACAUCUUACCGAAACAGAUCCAAUAUCGGGAGAAUAUAGAACCGAUGCAUUAAAUCAUAUAUAUCAAUGUAUUCUGGUUAACAGGGAAUGGUGUAAAAUCGCUAUUCCUAUUCUAUGGAAACAGCCGUUUCAUUUCGGGCUCGUAAAAAGUAUGAGGGUAACUUCAAUGUAUUUAAAGUGCCUAAAUGGCAAUGCCAGAGAUAAUUUGAUCGAAAAUGGAAUUGACAUUGACAGAUUAAUUGAACGAAGCAUGGCAUUGAGUUUUAUCACCAACUCAUCUCACCCUCAAUUUCAACCAAUGUUCCCUUAUCCCAAAUAUAUACGUACAUUAAUGUACGAAUCUCUAUUGAGAUCGGUGAGGGAUUUAUUAUCGGAUGAGGAGGCAGAUGAGGAGGAAACCGAUGAUGAGAAUGAUAAUAUAAACGAUCAAAUAAAAUUAAUUAUGAGAAGUUUGCUUCAACUUUCCAUGCAACAAGGUGCAAGUUUAUGCAGUUUGUGGAUUUAUCCCGGACUAAAGAAUGAUUAUGACUUGUACCAAGUAUUAGAAGAACCUGAAUGCAUGAAUUUAGUCAAAAAUGUAAAGCAUUUGGAGAUUCACGGCCCAUGUAGGAGAGAUGAUUUAUUUACACUUUUAGGACGAAUUUGUCAUAAUGUGGAAUCCUUAUGUAUAGAUACGCUUUGGUCACGACACGCUUUUGAAAAGCACAUUGAAAGAACGGGAGAAUGUAUAGCUUCCCUAAUAUCCUCGCAACGAUCCCUUCGCUACUUUCGAUUAUCGGUAUGUAAGGGCUACACAAGAAUAUUCUUUCCCGCACUUGCAUCGCAUACGUCCACACUUCGGCAGAUAUCGUUUGAUCAGGUUGAUUUUAAAGAUUGUGGAGAAUGGACUUCGAUUUCAGAAUGCAAAAAUCUAGAACUGUUGGAAAUUACCCAAUGCUCCAAUUUAACAGCUGAAAUGGUCCGACCACUCAUCAACGACAAUACCGAAAACAACGGUUCAAGUUCACCCGACAAAACGAGAAGAAGAUUUGGAGAGAACUUUGAAGUCAGGUAUAUAAGAAUUCGUCCCUUUAGUAAAGAAUUCGAGGAUUUCGUUAAUCGCGUUAAUAGUAAUAGACAACGCGAUGUAGUAUUGCCUUUUCAAUUGGAUGAGGCAAGAAAUAGAUCUGGCAAAUAA
Molecule: messenger RNA, 1218 nt
Organism: Funneliformis mosseae
Lineage: Eukaryota; Fungi; Glomeromycota; Glomeromycetes; Glomerales; Glomeraceae
Source: the annotation of a GenBank genome assembly